AUGGGGGCGAGGCAGCGCGGCGAGAGAGGGGGUAUCUCGACGUCCAAAAGGUCGAGGCUGGCGGCGGCGGCGGACGCGGCGUCGUGGUGCCUCGCGCUGGCGGCGCUGGCGGCGCUGCUGCUGGUGUGCUCGCUCGGGGAGACGUCGGAGGCCGCGGUGGUGGUGCGGGGCGCGUCGCUGUCGGCGCGGUGGCGGCCGUGCGAGGAGGUCUACGUGGUGGCGGAGGGGGAGACGCUGCACGGCAUCAGCGACCGCUGCGGCGACCCCUACAUCCUGGAGCGCAACCCGCACGUCCACGACCCCGACGACGUCUUCCUCGGCCUCGUCCUCAGGAUCACGCCCUCCCUCCAUCUUGAAGCCGUCCGUCCCCGCUAG
Molecule: messenger RNA, 375 nt
Organism: Triticum turgidum subsp. durum (durum wheat)
Lineage: Eukaryota; Viridiplantae; Streptophyta; Magnoliopsida; Poales; Poaceae
Source: the annotation of a GenBank genome assembly